Messenger RNA from Ictalurus furcatus (blue catfish), 4764 nucleotides. RefSeq names its product zinc finger, B-box domain containing (gene zbbx). The record is from RefSeq and is a predicted model, not a curated record. Gene Ontology annotation, biological process: cilium movement. The coding region runs from base 842 to 4369 and encodes 1175 amino acids. Gene Ontology annotation, molecular function: zinc ion binding. Gene Ontology annotation, cellular component: motile cilium. NCBI's taxonomy places the organism in Eukaryota, Metazoa, Chordata, Actinopteri, Siluriformes, Ictaluridae. The transcript has 20 exons.
GUUUUAGAAAAGAAUUGUACUUUAAUUUUUUUUCUUUCAAUUUUACAGUUUCAUCUCUCUGGCACGUCUUUCAGGGGGAAGCCAAAUCAACAACAAUGAAUUUAAACAACUUUGUGGUCCUUCCCAACAAGCCCAAAUCAGUAAAGCUAAAUGAAUUUGCGUGAGCUGCGUAUGGAGACGGCACAGCUCAGCCAGGACAACAAGGACAUGGAGAUUCGCUUGCAGCAACUCCGGGAGGUCAUGAGUCAUGAGAAAGAGGAGAGAGACCUUUUCCCCCAGCACGUUUUUGCUGAGCCAAUGUUGGUUCCAAAUGCCAAGGGAUUCUCACAAUCAUCUGGAAGUCUAGAGGAAAGUUUUAACCCCAGAGUCCAAUUUCACUCCUGCUAACUGACAGGGGUGGUGUGAAACACCUGGAUGAUGUAUCUACUGGAUAACAUAUGUCUCUCACCUGAACAUAUGCACUGUGUUGACAGUGCCUCUGCCGCACCAUUGAAUUACUGUCAUUGAGGCCAGUCAUGGACCUCAUGCUGCCCCUGAUCAUUGAUUAUAGCUGGCCAUCAUGACCUUCUCUGAGUGGACCACAACGUGGUGACAUCUCAGAACCAACAACAAGAACUUCAGGGCCAGGUGAACUGCCUCAGCUGCAGCUGGUUGAAGAUGGGUGAGCUUGGGCCUGCCUGACUACCCCUUUGAAAGUUAUCAAUAAAAUUCUUGCAUUGUGGCAUUGUGAACUUGAACAGGUGUUGUGUGAAAGAGUGAAUUCAAAGUUGUGGGUUGUAUUGCACCAUCCAACCCUAGAGCCUUAGAGCCCUUAGAGCCCAUCAUAGGUGCUUGCUUGUAGAUGGUAAGAGUUGAACUAGGUCCUUCUCUAGUUGAAUAUGUCAUCAUAUGUAGUUUAACAUGUGCACAGGUGAAAACAAGAACAGGAAGAUGGCUGUAUGAUGCUAUACCAUGUCAUACAUGGUACAUACAUCUCAGCACGCUUACACACCUUCACAAGUGGCUAUUUAGGUUGUAUUCCUGCCUUGUGUCCAAGCUGCACUCCACCGAGACCCUGACCAGGAGAAAAAGGAAGAGUGGUGCUUUUCGCUGGAAAUCUGCUCAGACCCAUGAUGGGACAAGGGACAAAGACAAAAAUCUCAAUAAAAAUUCUCCCAGCAAGAUGAAGAUAAGGGUGCUGAAAUCUGUGCCUGGUGAAAGGGUGCCAGAGCCUCCACCUCCAAAGGAUGGACGGAGAAGAAAAUCCAGGCUAAAAGGAAAAGUGUGUGGACAGUGUGAAGCUCGAACCGCUGGACUGGUGUGUGCAGAAUGCACAGAGGAUUAUUGUGUCGGCUGCUUUGCCAAAUUCCACCAGAAGGGGGCACUAAGGGUCCAUCAUAUCAUUCCCAUGCAGGCUGAGCUCCAUACCUCCAUCAGCACAAUUGAUGUGGUGAAUCGUUUUCAGAUGAAGAUUGAAGGUGGAGAAGACGAAGACAGUGGUGAUGGAGGAACAAAUCCAGAAUGCAGAACAAUCUCUACAAUUCUCCAGCCUGUUUCUGAUAACCAGAUGCACAGCAUACGAGUGCUGCUUGUGAAUGAUGCGGAUGAGGAGAAUGAAGACUCCUUUCUGAGAGGCAAUUUUGAUGAAGAGGAAUCUUCCAGAAGUUUUCAGAAGGCUCUGAAUGAGUGGAGAGCAGGAAACACACAUGGCGACAGAGAACAUCAUGAACCCAACCACAAUGUACAAACUGCUCGACCAGCAAGCAUGGAGGUGAUGGGGACCCAGACUGGAGGAAGAACUCACAUACGUAUUGAAUUUAGGGAUCAUGGUCUAAGCUACAUGGAAAGGCUGAUGCUGAAGAAACACCGCAGAACAAAGGAUGAAUCUUUCCAGUUGCUUUCCACCCCGAGAUCCCCACAGGACCUGAUUACAGACACUUGCACACGGCCUGUUGAAGAGACCCAUGAGACUCAUGAACUGACAGCUGAGGAGAUGGAUCUGCACCAUUACUGCGUCUCUCUUUUUGCUAUCUCCAGCUCAGCAGAAGCAGAAAAAGUGAAUAACAUUUUCAAAUCAUGCCUGAGUAUCACAGAGAUAGAUGAGAUAGCAGGAGACCCUCUGGUGGAUGCUUCCUUUGGAGUCAAGCAGAGAAAUUAUAAAAAAGUGAAUCAAGGAGGAGAUGCUUUAGCAAUGCCUUCCCAAGCAGAAGAAGAAGUUUUUAAUCCAACAAAGCCACUGGAUUUCUCACUAAAAAUUCAAACACUGGAUAAUGAAACAAUUCUGAGUGGGUCAGUAGAAUCAUUCUCAGAGUCACCACCUUCUGACCAGCUCUUGUUAUCACUCACGUUCCAUAGGCUCCAAAAAUCUGUGGAUAUCUCCACUUUAACAGACUCUGAUAUACUAAACACUGAACAGUAUAAGGAACACACAUUUCAAGAAGCACAAUCACCAAAACUUCUCAAACCACAGAUAUCAAGAUAUCCAUCAAAAUCCAAGUCAACACUCAAAUGUACAACACAGGUUUGGGAUUCCUGCUCUUCUACUUCUCUUUCUUCUCAAUCCCAUAGUCCAUUAGUUUCCACAUCAAUUCAGAGUCAAACACCAGCAUUCCCUGUUUUGUCCAAUCCAAAACAGAGUCUGACUCAUUCAGAAAGCUAUCAAACAAGAUCAAACACUCUGAAUCCCCCAUUGCCUUCCCAAUCAGAAGAGGUUGAGUGUCAAACAAAAUCACUCGAUUUCUCACAAAGAUGUUUUAAACCUGCUAAUGAAACAAUGCUAAGUCAGUUCUCACAAUCACCAAAAUCUGAUAAACUUUUCACUUCUCAUGAAGGUCAAAAAUCAGAUAUCUCAGCUAUUUUACACAGUUCAGCACCUGCCUUAAUAACAUCACAUCAACAAGAGGAACACACAAUUCAAAGAACUCUGUUACCAAGACACAAUGAUUUUCACAAACCACAGACACUUAAAGAGCCUUCUUCACCACAAUACAAGUCAGCAGUAGACUGGGAUUCCUCCGUGUCUCUUUCUCUGCAACCCCACAGUCCAUUGCUUUCCUCAUCGGCAGCAUUUCCUGCUUCCUUCAUGCCAAAACUGAGCCCAGUACCUCCAGAAGACCAGUGUACCAUUGUAUAUGCUGAAGUUCCUAAACCACCGUUGUGUAGGACUGUCCAAGAAGAAGAGGAUAAAAACAAGUUUACUCAAAUCUUAAAAUCACCAAGACUUGUUGACUUUCAGAAACUCCAAGCCACAUUGACACAGAGCUUUGAUUCCUCUUUUUAUGCUCAAUCCCAUGGCCCAUCGCCUUCUACAUCAAUUCAAUGCCUCUCGCCAGCUUUAUCCAUUUCCUCCAGGAUAAAAUUGAGUCCAACGCCUUCAGAACUCGAUCAUAUUAGAGCUAAAGCUCUGAUCCCACUGUCUAUUAAAUCAUCCUCUCAGACCCAAAGUGGUAACACUCCAUCACAGUUCCAGCCACCUUCAGAACUUAAGAAAUCACCUUUAUUCUCAGACAACGAGGAACCAUGUUUACUUCCUUUAGGAUCAUCAUCAUCAAAGUCAGAAAUCCUGCAAAGCUCAUAUCCUAUUCACCUGAGAUCAUCAAAUUCAGAUAUGUCAAGUGACAGUGUUGGCAUGAUGCCCACUGAUGAAGACUCUUCUGAUGAAGAAAUGAGGAGAUGUGCACUGCAGGACAUGGAGGAAAAGGAGGAGAGAAACACAUUCUCAUUCCCUCCAUCACUGUUUCCCAUUGCAGAUUUUCCUUUCCCCUCUCAGAGCCCCACGAUUGAAGAGCAGUCAGCAUUCUUUACCAAACCAUCCCUGGCUGUAAGCUCAUUAGCGCAGAGAUACAACGGUGUAUCCACAAACUACCAAGGCCUGGAUGGCUUCUUCACGCUGGGGCUAGACUCCAGGUCUGUUCCAUUGAGUCCGGCUCCAUCACACGCUCCUCCAGAGAUACAUACACACCCCACAAACUCAGAGGCCUUUAUGUUAGGUAACAGUAUCUGGAGGCCAGAGAGUAGCCUUCUAAAUCCUGCAGAGGCAAAGCUUGUUGGUGUAGUAAUUAACAACCAGCCAAUCAGCAUCAACUCACGAUCUUUUACACCAAUACGUAAAAUGGAACCAUCUUGGAGGCUGAGUCAAUCAGGUGCAUCUGCUCCAGUCACUCAGGGUGUUUCUCAUCCUAUGUGUGCAUCUCUUCCCAUUUCUCACGCUGCUCUAGAGAUUUUGGAGGUUCAGAGUUUGGAGCAAGCCGAGAUCACACACAUCAAACAGGAUGAGGAGGAUCUGCUCACCAUCGCCUCCCUGGAGGAAGAGUUCAAACAGAUGAGUGCUGAGCCAAAUUUAUUUGUAACAGAUGGACAUGAAGACAAUAGAAAAUGCAUAAAAAAAUGACUGAUUUUUUAAAAUAUAUAACAUUUUUGUAACCAUAUAGUAGCUUUUUUGGCAUGACUAAAUUUUUUUUUUUUUAUAACAGUCAGUCUUUGAUCAUAUAAAUGUAAUAAGUUUUGCAAAUAUUAAUUCUCAAUAUCAUAAUAAUUGACCCUUUACUAACCCUCUGUUGUGAAAUGCAUGCUCAAACCUAAUGCAACUAUUAUUAACACAGAGUACUAUAUAUUAUGUAUAUACUAAAACUAGAGAUCCCAAUUAAACAAAUGAGACAAAAAUAUUAUACUUCGUCAUUUGUUUAUUGAGGAAAAUGAUCCAAUGUUAUGUAUCUGGGACUGGCAAAAGUAUGUGAACCUUUAUUUUCAGUUUCUGGUGUGACCCCCAGAUACCUAGCAAUAACU